UUAAUAAAAUUUGAAUAAAUUCAAAAUACUUGUCAAAAAGAAAUGUGUGGAUCACCUAGAAAAAGAAAACACGAAGCCCACAAAACAGACACUUGUUCUCCACUGCGUGUACUUCUAAACAUGCCUGUGUGUGAACAGCUGACGACAGGACGGUUCUGAUGAAAGGGAACAAACCAUGCGAAGGCUACGUCGGGAUCGUCCACAAUGGCGAACUGGGCUACGUUGGGGUGGAUCUUUGGGACGACAAUGUCUCCAAAGUGGUGUGCAGCAGUAUUCAAUGCGGGAACGUUUUAAAAAGCUUCCGUACGACUAAUCCGAAGCCCGAAGAAAUUGAAAAAUCCUGGAUCAACGAGGUGAAGUGCACAGGAAAAGAGGCCCAGCUGUGGCAUUGCAGGUUUCCAGGCUUCGGCGUCAGCCAAACCCGAGACGACGCUCUCCAAUACAUCGAAUGUUCACAUAAAAUCGAAAUAGGCCUGGAGGGAUUCCAAUGCGCAGGAGCUGUCCAGUACUCCGUUGAUGGAGGGAAAAAGUAUUCGGGUUACAUCUGUGCUGACGGCUGGAAAAAAGAAUACGCCGACGUUUUGUGCAAAACCCUCAAAUGUGGCACAGCCAAGGAGGUUGUUAAUGAGCAAUGGAUGGGUUGGAAGGCAUUCCAAGAAAAAAAAAAGAUGAUGGUUGAUUGUUGGGGCAUUGGAAAUUUCUCUCAUCUGUGGCAGUGUGCUACAAAGGAAAGUUUAUCGUGCCAGAAGCCUGCUUCUGUCAUUUGCACAGGUCAUGAGAGAGUGCAACUCCGAGGAAACAAAGCUAAUGUCUGUUCCGGGAAACUGGUAAAAGAGGAGAGUGGCCAAUGGACCAUGUUUCAAAACAACAUAACCGACGCAGAUAAGUGGUGCCAGCAAAUGAACUGCGGCACAAGCAGCGUCCUCAAUGGCACAGAUCUGACAUGUUCAGACAAUGUUAAAGUGGUUCUGGUGGAUAAUAAUAAUAAUAUUAAUAAGUGCUAUGGAACAGUGGCUGUUCAAGUGAAUGAUAAAAGUCAUUACGUGUGCGGGUCCUCUUGGAACAUAAAGGACGCUGAAGUGGUUUGCCAGGAGCUAGGCUGUGGGAAGGUGCAUCAGAGCAAGACUGUGCAGGGUAACACAAAGGGAAUAAUGGACAAUGUGCGGUGCUCAGGCAACGAAGCCUCACUGUGGCACUGUAGAGCCAAGUGGGACCGCAACACUUUUUUAUGUCCUUCUCAAGCCUACGUAGUCUGUACAGGUAGUGUAGAAGUGAAAUUGAGGGGUGGUCCUGGAAGAUGUUCCGGGAGAGUGGAGAUCCAGCAUGAGGGAAAAUGGAAAAGGGUCAUCAAACAAGUAUGGACAGAUGAAAACUUUGAUGCAUUGUGCAAACUAUUGGCCUGUGGGAAUAAAAGAAACAUUCUGGAAGACUUUAGCCAGGGUUCGGCUGAAUUUCUGAAUGGUACUCUGCAAUGUAAGAAAAACGUCAAACACAUAUCGGAGUGUAUUGAAGAAGCCCCAAACACGAGAAUUGAGAAGAAGGCGAUGGCAAUAACCUGUGAGGAGCACAAGGUGGUUUUUCUGAAGGGAAAUGAGUCCUGUUCUGGCUUGGUCGGGAUAGAGCAAGACCCCAAAACCUACUGGCUCUCAGGCUCUAACGAGACAUGGAACAUGGAGUCUGCAAACAUUGUCUGUCAGCAAAUGCACUGUGAGAAAGCCUCAAACUUUACACAUAUCAACAUCUCUGAUGCAGCUGUGAGGAAAUCCAUCUGGAAGGAAUCUUACAACUGCUCAUUCAACAACACAUCCCUGUUUGACUGUCAAAAAAACCUAAUCCCGUCAUCUGACCACGAAGACACGAUUGCCACUGUGACAUGCACGGGAAAAGUGACAGUAAACCUGACCCAAAGGUGUUGGGGCAAUGUCAACGUUUGUUUGGGGAAUAAGUGCGGAGGGGUGUGUUCCAAGGGAUUGGCAACGCAAAAAGCGGCUAUGCUGUGUAAAGACCUGGGCUGUGGGAACAUAGUCCUUGAGGCCACCACCAAGCCUGAUGAAAGACAUGUGAUGAUCAUCGAAAGUGUGCACUCAACGAGCGAGACUACCAACCUGACCCAGUGCAACUUCGUCACAAAUGAUGAAAAUGACUCCACUUGUAAACGUAAUCCAGCCUAUGUUAUCUGUUCAGGUAGCAUAGAAACCAAAUUCAGUGAUUUAAAGGAUCAUUGUUCUGGACGUGUGGAGAUGAAGUAUGAAGGCAAGUGGAUGCCAGUUUGCGCCGAUGCUCUUAAAGAGAAAAACGUACAACACACCAUUUGUGGAGAGCUGAAAUGUGGUCAAGCCUCCAAACUUAUCGACUACUUUGGACCGAAGGCAGUAGCGCGUUCCUCCAUUUCACAAAUAAACUGUACUGCAGAUGGCCACAAGUCAUUAGCAGCAUGUAAUAUGACGUCUCAACAUAGCACCUGCAAUCCUGGUGUCUUGGAAUGUUCCGGCUGGAGCAAGAUUGCGCUGACUGUUCACAAGGCCUGUAGCGGAGCUGCGAUUGUUCUUUCUAAGGGGGAAAGGAUGGCCAUUUCCUUCGAUAACUGGACAAAAGAAAUGGGAGAAAUGCUUUGUAAGCAUCUGGAAUGUGGCCAAUUGAAUCAACAAAACAAAACCCAAUCUUCUUUGAAAUCUUUAUCUUUCAACUGUGCAACUGGAGAAAAUUCAAAAAGCAUCUGGGACUGUGAAAGAAAAGUGAACAACAGCCAAACGGAGCAGUUGUUUAUUGAAUGUACAGAUGAACCCCAAAUCACCCUUUCAAAGGGAUGUUACGGUGAAGUGAAGAUCGACAACUCUGAGGUGUGCGAUACAAUCUGGAAACCGAGCUACUCAGAUCGGGUUUGCAGCGAGCAGAAUUGUGGAGGAAAAGCCAUCUAUUCCCCCAACAAUGGAACGCCUACAUCAAAUAACGAGUACUACCAUGUGCGUUGUGAUGAACACCAUUAUCAACUUGGCCAGUGCAAGAGAUUCAAAGAAAAGUGUAAAGGAAAACCAGUGUCUGUUUACUGUGUCGGCAAUGUGAAGUUCAAGACCACAGAAAAAUGUGGCGGUCAGAUUUUAGUCCAAUAUCGAGACAAGUGGGAAAAUGUGUGUUACGAGAAGCCUGAUGACUCAAAAAAGAAGACUUAUUACUUAGGAAACCUGUGUCCAGAGAUAGCUUGCAGUGGCUAUCCGACGCUGAUCAAAGACGACAACGACCAGGACACAUCAGGUUUGGAAACCACACUGCAGUGCACCGGCGAGGAGAAGGACAUCAAGUACUGCCUCCGCAACAACAACCAGCAAUGUGAGAGUAGAAAACCUGCUGUGAUCACCUGCAAUGAGUAUAAGCCCCGAAAAGUCGAACAACCCCCAGACCUGACCCCUGCAUGGCCUACGAUACUGGCGGUGGGAUUCGCUCUGGCUAUGGUGAUAUUCAUUGGCGUGUUCCUACGAAUCUGCAUAGUCAGAAGAGCCAAGAAAGGCAAGAAUGUCUCACCUGGAAAGCUGGAAGAAGAUGGGUUUGAAAGUGGCCACUUUGAAGAAGUGAUGAGCAAAUCAAAUGAAAUGGAGGAACUGAAUCACACCAGAUUCCGAUCCAAGACCGAAGCCAAGGACGAGGGCAGCGUUUCCUCGUUCGCGUACGACGACAUCGACGAGGUGGCCGCGGCUCUGCCGCUGACCUCGCGGAACGACACUGCAGGGGCCUCAGGCGACUCCAUUCAAAAUGGCACAACAUUGGAGGUGGACGACCAGGAGGAGAGCUAUGACGACAUCGAGGCCUGCUAUGAAAUCACUGAGACUGAAGCCGAAAUCCAUGACGCCACCCCAACCCCACCCGAGGGCGACGCAGCGGGGUCAGAGCUAGGGGGUGACAACAACCUGGUGCCAAGGCGGGUGAGCCAAAGCUGAGUUUGGCUAAACAAAGCGGAUCUCCCCGAAAAACCCAGCUUCCACAAACUUUGACACAAAACUAAAAAAAUCUAAAAAGUCCAAACUACAGACAAUAUUAUAGGACAGUCAUGAUUGAAGAGGUUCAAAAUAACUUCGAAAUAAUAUAAAGAUGAUAUUUGUAGAAAUGGAAAUCUAUAUGGAGAUUAACAAAAGUCAAUCUUACUCCAAAAAUCUGAUAAUUCCAAAUAAGACAAAAUGACAUGGAUUAUUAAAAUAUAAAGGAGGAGGAGUCUUUUUUGUAAACACAGAAAAUGAAAUCUGAUCAAAAUGUGUUAUCAAUCAUCAAGUGGUGGACUGUCCUCCAAUAACAGCUGAGAACGAAGGGGCCUCCUCUUCAAAUGAACAAGAUGAAAGUGACGCAUACUUAGAGCCUAAGCUUAGCCAAAAUUAGAGCUUAUGGGGUUUUUCUGCCUUUUUUUUGUGUGUGCUUUGUGUGUGCUUUAGGAGAAUUUCCUGAUAUGUUUGUUAAAUUUGAUUGAUAUGCAGAAGUUGCUGUUGAACAAAACCUUGAUGAUUCAAACAAUAUGUCUUGAUUCAUGUUUUGCAGUAGUUUGUACAUUUGAUUGCUAUAAAAACACAUGUUCUCUAUAGUAUUAGAGAAAUACGUAAAAGAUGUAUAAUAUACUCAUACAGUAAACUCAUGUAACAACAUGGCUGCAUUGUAUAUUUCUGUGUAAGAUAUAAGUUGUAAGAAUGUAUGACAUUGACAUUUUAAAUAAUACCUGCUGAGAGUUUGAUGACAGCGUCUAUACGGUGAAUACAAAGCUACAGCCAGCAGCUGGUUGGCUUAGCAUUGCAUGAAGACUAAAAACAGCUCUCCUGGGUGCGUCCAAAUGUCACAAAAGCCACUUGACAGUCAGGCUUCACACAAAAGGCCAACUGAAAUUCAUAAAAAGUACACUGAAAUUAUUUGAGCUAUGCCAAUAAGAAUUAUAAGAAAAGUGCAAGCACAUAGUUUUUAAUUAACAUUUGAAUAUUUGACAGAGAGCAAAGAUUUUAUUUUUUUAUGUUUUUUUAAUUCACCAUCUGGCAAGCCCAAAAAUCUAAUUUCACAAAUAUCAGUUAUAAAUUUAACGACAUUUGCAUGUUCAAAUGUGUUUAAGUCAGCCUCACAGUGGCUGCAGUUUUCUCUUAUAGACACAAUAGUGGUGUCGACAUUCUUAGAAAACGUGAAUGUAAUGUUUAGUUACCCGUGAACGUCUUCUUUCAUUGUUUAGCUGACUUUAACAACAAUGUGCACGGAUAAAUUAUGUGUCGUAUUUCUUUCAUAAUUGUUCAUUCGUGUAAAAUGACUGUGCAUCCCUCUACUUUAUGUUAAACGGGUCCCUUUUGUGGCUAGCUGUGAUCCGCCUGUGCAUCUUGAGGCGAUGCUCCGUUGUGUAAGCCUCGUGUUAACAGCAGCUUUGUGCAGCACAACAUUAAACUGUUUG
Pungitius pungitius (ninespine stickleback) is the source of this 5404-nucleotide messenger RNA. Its product is annotated as scavenger receptor cysteine-rich type 1 protein M130. Gene Ontology annotation, molecular function: serine-type endopeptidase activity. Gene Ontology annotation, biological process: zymogen activation. Gene Ontology annotation, cellular component: plasma membrane. The record is from RefSeq and is a predicted model, not a curated record. The coding region runs from base 159 to 3932 and encodes 1257 amino acids. Lineage: Eukaryota; Metazoa; Chordata; Actinopteri; Perciformes; Gasterosteidae. The transcript is spliced from 18 exons.